GUGGGUGGGUUCUUCUUGCAGAGCAGUUGGAGAGAGAGAGAGAAACAGAGGCCUUGCCUGCCUGCUCGCUUGCUUGCCUCUUCCUCUCCCUCUCUAAAAUGGCCGCUGUUUAGUUCAGUUGUUGACCUGAGGACAGCGAGAGAGAGGAGGAGAGAGGUGGUGGUGGUCUGGUGGAUAUACAGAUCAUUUGGAGCUUACUGUCGCCUCGCAAGAAGCCACACUGCUGCACUUGGAGCUCCUCGCUUGCCGGGCUGGUUCCUUCUCCUCCCUCCGAUUCUUGGGAGGUGCCGAGCAAUGGAGGUGGAGGCGCACGAGAAGAAGGGCCACCGGGCCUUCGCCAAGGCAAUCAAGUCCUUCGGCUCGCACAGGCGUUCCAACAGCGAUCUUGACAAGAUGUGUGGCAAAGAUGCGCUCUACGCUUCAGACAAAACAUUUGUCCCGCCUAAGCAAGUGGAAGGCGUGAAGGCCAAGGUGAAGAGUGAUUUGAGUAAGGAGGUGCAGCCUGGGAGAGGCGCACAAAGCUCCCUGAGAAAAGAGAUUCUUCAACUAGAAAAGCACCUCAAGGAUCAGCAGGUGGUGCGUGGCGCCCUGGAGCAAGCCAUGGGGCCGGACGCUGCCCCGGUCAACAACCUCUUGCACGAGAUGCCAAUGCCAAAGGCCGCCAACGAGCUGAUCCGGGAGAUCGCCACGCUGGAGCUGGAGGUCAAGAACAUGGAGCAGUACCUGCUCACCCUCUACCGGCAGGCGUUCGAGCAGCAGGCAACGCCUGCAUUGUCUCCCCCGGAUCGCCGGGAGGCGCUGAAGCCGUCGGUGAGCGCGCGGUGGUCCGGCCAGCUCCGGGAAGCACCCGGUGCCAGGGUCUCUUGCAAGAGCAGAGGUGAUGCCGCGCUCCGGUCCAGCUACCCGCCCCCGCCGCCGCCCCGUAAGAAGUGGAAUGAUCCGUUGAUGGACUGCUCUACGUCGGCGUGCUUGGAUAGACCGAAUGACUCUGAUGCGCUCCGCUGCCAGUCUGCGUUGUCGUGCCGUGGGAUCUGUUCUUCUAGGAUAUCGCCUUCGGAGGAGAGCCUUGCCAGGGCCCUGCGCUCGUGCCAUUCUCAGCCUUUCUCAUUUCUGGAGGAAGAUGCUGCCGCAGCCGGGGUGAUCAGCUUAGCAGAGUAUCUGGGCACAAAUGUAGCCGAUCACAUCCCUGAAACUCCAAACAACCUCUCCGAGGAGAUGGUGAGAUGCAUGGCAGGGGUAUACUGCAAACUCGCAGAUCCUCCGUUGGUUCACCACGGCUCCUCGUCUUCUCCGACGUCAUCGUUCUCGUCAACCAGUGCAAUUUCUCCACAGUAUGUGGGGGACAUGUGGAGCCCCAAUUACAAGCGAGAGACGACGCUGGACUCCCGGUUGAUAAACCCGUUCCAUGUCGAGGGGUUGAAGGAGUUCAGUGGACCAUACAACACUAUGGUUGAGAUUCCAGCGAUUUGCCGCGACAACCGGAGGCUAAGAGAUGUUGAGGAUCUUCUCCAGACCUACAAGUUGAUACUGUACCGUUUGGAAACCGUUGAUCUGAGAAGGAUGACAAACGAAGAGAAGAUCGCGUUUUGGGUCAACAUACACAAUGCACUUCUGAUGCAUGCUUAUCUCAGGUACGGCGUCCCACAGAACAAUCUGAAGAAGUCAUCAAUACUUGUUAAGGCCGCCUGCAAAAUCGCGGGACGAAACAUCAAUGUAGCUCUGAUCCAGAACCUGGUUCUUGGAUGCAACACGCAUUGUCCCGGACAGUGGCUACGUACUUUGCUUUACCCAAGGAUGAAAAGCAAAGCGAGCAAAGCAGGGCAUGAGUGGCAAGCCUUUGCCGUUGCGCAAUCGGAGCCUCUUUUACGCUUUGCGCUUUGCUCGGGCAGCCAUUCUGAUCCCGCGGUGAGGGUGUACACCCCAAAGAGGCUGUUCCAGCAGCUGGAGGCCGCCAAGGAGGAGUUCAUCCGGGCAACGGUCGGCGUGUGGAGGGAGCAGAAGAUACUGCUGCCGAAGCUCGUGGAGGCGUACGCCAAGGACGUCAAGCUCUCGUCGCAGGGCCUCGUCGACAUGGUGCAGCGGUACCUCCCGGAGAGCCUGAGGACGGCGAUGCAGCGGUGCCAGCAGCAGGGCGGCGGGAGGUCGAGCAAGAUCAUCGAGUGGGUGCCUUACAACCUCAACUUCCGGUAUCUGAUCGCCAGGGACCUCGCGUUUCCUCACCUGAGCUGACCUUGUGAGAUGGACUGACCAAGUAUAUGGUGUAUGAUAGGUUUAUUAUUAGGUCCAGUGUGGAGUUGUGUAUUUUGGUUGGCGGUGUAAAUUUUUGUGUAGAUGAAAGAAAAAUAGGGGAAGAAAUUGAGAAGCAAACAUGUUUAACUUAUGUGCCACGCGCUCUUGCAUCA
This is a messenger RNA of Aegilops tauschii subsp. strangulata, 2402 nucleotides long. RefSeq lists its product as uncharacterized. The record is from RefSeq and is a predicted model, not a curated record. Lineage: Eukaryota; Viridiplantae; Streptophyta; Magnoliopsida; Poales; Poaceae.